Messenger RNA from Lycium barbarum (goji berry), 1149 nucleotides. RefSeq names its product NDR1/HIN1-like protein 13. The transcript has a single exon. The coding region runs from base 198 to 992 and encodes 264 amino acids. Gene Ontology annotation, cellular component: plasma membrane. The record is from RefSeq and is a predicted model, not a curated record. NCBI's taxonomy places the organism in Eukaryota, Viridiplantae, Streptophyta, Magnoliopsida, Solanales, Solanaceae.
AUCAUUAUCUUUUUCUCUUUCCUUCAAAAAAAGAAAAGGAUGUAGCUUCAAAGAAACACCAAUUCUUCUUAAGAAACUUCCUGUCCCAAUGGCCAACUCCUAAUCUCCAUGCAUGCAUGCAACGUUAAAUUGUUCCUAAAUCGUUACAAAGCUUUUUGUUCUUCGAUUCCUGUUACGUCACCGCUCCUCGUUCUCGCAUGGAGGAGUGGACCCCACCUGCCGGAAAUGGGAAAAACAACAUUAAGAAACUUUCUAUGGCAACAUCCCUUCGGUUAGCUCCCCCACCUGAUCGAUCAUCGGAUACUUACGUUGUCCAAAUCCCUAGAGAUCAAGUUUAUCGCGUGCCACCACCUGAAAAUGCAAAAAUCGUGGAAAGUCAUCGUACACCUGAUAAUAAUUUUCAAAGGAAGAGGAAAUUUGGAUGUUGUUGUUGGAUCUUGUUGGGGUUAUUAAUAUUUAGUAUCAUUAUAGGUGUUACAAUUGGGGUUAUUCACAUGUUGUAUAUCCCUAAAUGUCCUAAUUUUUCCGUCAUUGGGGUCAAUUUCAAGAAUGUCACGGACCCUAGUAGCGGCCAUGGCCAAAAAAAUCAACCACAACAACAUCCGAAAUUCGAUAUUGAUUUGAAAGUCUAUAAUGUAAAUGAGAGAAUGGAUGUUUCAUUUGGUGAAGGGAAGGCCAAUUUUGUUUUCAAGAAACAUGAUAUAGGACAAGGGAAAUAUCCUUCAAAUUCACAAAAAGCUAAGGGUACCAAUAAUGUUCAUCUCAAUCUUGAUGUUGGUUCAAAUGGGAAAUUGCCUAGUGAUUUAUUGAAGAGCCUUGAAGAUGACAAGAAGCCAAUAGUAAUGACAUUAAUGAUUAAUCAUGUGCCAAUGGAGAUCAAGAGUUGGGUUAAAAAUUUGAAGAAAGAUUUGACAAUUACUUGUGAUUUUGAUGUGCAAGAUUUGACAAAGAAAUCCAAGACUAUGCCUAAUGAGUGUAUAACGGAUUUCUAAUACGUUAAAAAGGUGACAGUUGAAACGGAAAUCUAAUUUACAGUAAUUGAUAUUCUUAAUUCAUGGUUAAGAAGCAUGAAUUUUCAUUAUCAUGCAAUAUAUAUCAUCAUUGUAACUUGUACCCUCUUUAUUCUCUAUUUAUAAUCAUUUUUUGUCU